AAGAAAGUAGUGACCACAUAGCUCUGAUUACUUUGAAUGUGUUUUGGAGGGACGUGGAACUGUUGCCACUGGCCGUGCGGAACUGUUGCCACUGGCCGUGUGGAACAAGGGACAAUUAAAGUUGGGGAGGAAGUUGAGAGUUUGGGAUUGAUGCAGGAGAAUAUAUAAAAUUAGUUUUGGGAACUCUGAAAUCUUCAGCAACUGGUGUUGAGAUGUUCAAGAAAAUCUUGGAUUUUGGACAGGCGGGCAACAAUGUCGGUCUGCUUCUACGUGGCUUAAAGCGGGACGAUGUGCAGCGAGGACAGGUGAUUGCGAAGCCUGGUUCUUUGAAAACAUACAAGAGGUUUGAGGCAGAGAUAUAUGUCCUCACAAAAGAUGAAGGUGGACGCCAUACUGCCUUUUUCUCAAAUUACAGGCCUCAGUUCUGUAUGCGACCUGCAGAUAUUACUGGUAAAGUGGAGUUACCUGAAAAUGUUAAGAUGGUUAUGAUGCCUGGAGACAAUGUGACUGCUGUGUUUGAGUUGAUUUACUCAGUCCUCUUGAAGCUGAACAAAGAUUUGGCUCGAGGGAGGGAGGUAGAACAGUUGGUGCAGGGGUAGUUUCCAAAGUACUUAGCUGAGUUAUACUGGCAACUGGAACUUUGAGAGGCUUUUUCUAUCUGUUUUUUUUUCCCAAAAUGGGAGGGGUGAGAACCAAAGACCCAAUCGUUGUAUCUUGGAAGCAAAUGCUGCAUUACCGUGUGUAAUUGCUGAACGGAAAAGAGAACUUCUCAAUGCUCUUUCUGUGGUGCAGAAUUUGGUCAAAAUAUAUGUGAUUAUUUUUGGAUUUGUUCAUCUGUAUCAUUCAUGAAUAAUUUUCUAGGUAAGCAGUCCUGGUGUUUGACUGGUUUCAAGAUGUUGCCAACACACAUUACAGGCAAUAAUUUUUGCUAGAAAUCUACCUUCUGCUUUGC
Ilex paraguariensis (yerba mate) is the source of this 952-nucleotide messenger RNA. The record is from the annotation of a GenBank genome assembly. Lineage: Eukaryota; Viridiplantae; Streptophyta; Magnoliopsida; Aquifoliales; Aquifoliaceae.